Molecule: messenger RNA, 2817 nt
Organism: Helobdella robusta
Lineage: Eukaryota; Metazoa; Annelida; Clitellata; Rhynchobdellida; Glossiphoniidae
Exons: 17
Coding region: 1-2817 (938 amino acids)
Cellular component (GO): plasma membrane
Molecular function (GO): mechanosensitive monoatomic ion channel activity
Source: RefSeq, a predicted model, not a curated record
AUGGAAGAAAAAAAUGAAGAUGUUGAGAUGAUGAUGAUGGGAGAUCUCAACAAAGAUGCAAAUGCCUUGAGAGCUGCCAACUACUCAACCAUUGGAGCAAUUGGUUCUAUGAACGAUCGAGAUAUUCUUGUGUAUAUAAAUGAUGACCAAAGAUCAAAAACUCUUGAGGCACCAUCCAAACAAUCGAAAAACAGCACCAACUUAAGCAGCACCAUCACUGCGCCAACAGCACACGCACACCCAAAGAUGCUGGUUAGGCAGCAGUCACUCUAUCAUCUAAAAAACUUACCUGUCGAUGAGUUCUGUGAUAAACUUUUCAGAAGAUCAAAUAAAUUAACUAAAAGUGAAAUUGAUAAGGAUAAUAAAAAUGAUAAUGCUGUGAUCAACAGUGAAUUAACUCCAGGCAAAUUUCUACGAGCUUUUGAAAGGAAUUCUGAAAUAAAAAAGUUAACUAGACCCUUGAAAGAUAAAUUUCAAAUCAAAAAGCUAAUUAGUGACGAAGAACAGGGAAGUAUAAGCAUGACCGAUAGCCGAAAGUUUGAGAAAAAAUCUACUGCAUUGUUUUUCCAAUCGUUAUCGAAAUGUUGCCAGCUACCUAAAUUCAAAUUACUAGAAGAACAAUACAGAUUAGGCACUGCUUCGUACUUCUACCUACUUCGAUCUUUCAUCCUCUUGGACAUCUCCAUUCUGUUCAUUUCACUAUUUUUCAUCGUUUUCCCGCAAACUCUGGCUCUGCCUACCGUUGCUAAUAAUAGAACCAACAGCGUAAACUUGACGAGUAAUGCGGCCAACAUUAGCAAUUAUACUGGUGAUGUCAUUGCGUUCUCUGGCAGAGAGCUGGUUCUCGGUGAUGGUUGGUUUAGGCAGACGGCACUAUAUUAUGGUUUCUACACAGGUGACUUGCAGGAUCAUGGAUACAUAAUGAAUAGGGCCUACUUCCUUGUGGUUUGCUUCAUGUAUGGAUACGCACUCCUGAUACUUUCUACGAUAUUCAGUAGAUCAUUCAAAAAGUCGUACUAUAAUACAAAAGGACUGGACAUAAAUAUGGAUGGUAGUAUUUUGUUCUGCGCCUGGGAUUUCAACAUCAAAGAUCUAGACAUUGCCGCUCUAAAGUCCAACUCUAUAUUGUUAGAUCUCAAGACAUUAUAUAUAGAGCUGCAGUUGAGGAAUCGGACGAUGUCGAGAAGAAAGGAGCAACUUUACAACUGCCUGAUGGCUCUAACGAACCUCUUGAUCAUCCUAACAAUGGUUGCCAGUCCUGUGGCCUUGUUUUACGCUUGCGCCUCCAUCAGUGGCAGACCAAAUUCACUGGAGGCCCGCCUUGGGGUGCCAGCCCUCUUGACCACUUUGAAUCAUGGCUUGCCCUUCUUAUUCUCGUAUCUGGCGCAAUUUGAGAAGACCUGCUUCUUGCAAGCGUGCAACCUGUCUGUAGUCGUUCAUUUCUGGUACAUGUGCUAUGCGUACCCCACCGAGACGUUCAGUAUCACCGAGCCAUACGCAAGUUCUUGCAAGAGAUCCGAGUGCUGGGAAACGCAUCUAGGCACUCAGCUCUACGUCCUACUCAUCCUCGAUUUCUUCGUCACCAUCUUCACGUUUCUGGUUGACGCUUCAAAAAAAUUAAUCUGUCUAGUUAUAAAGUCCGUUUUGACUGACCAUCCAGCCUUAUCGCUCUUUAAGAAUGCCAGUGAGUUUGACAUGGGCAGACUAUCUGUUAGCAUCAUCUACACGCAGUGCCUUGUCUGGAUAUCACUUUAUUUCUCACCUCUACUGGUUCUUGUAGCCGUUUUGAAACUUCUGAUCCAGUUUUACAUCACCAAGCUAUCGAUGAGAUUAGGAUUUUACGAGCCAGUAAAGUUAUGGAGACUGGGGCAUACGACGACGUUUGUACAUCUCCUACACUUGACUCUCUUCCUCCUCUGCCUCUCAACCUUCAUCUACUGCGUCGUCUAUAUCUCGCCAUCGGCGGAUUGCGGUCCGUACCGGAUGUACAACGGGUCACGGGUUUACGACGCCCUGAAUUCCGGGGGUUACGUGCCCUCGUCCCUAUCCAGAUUCCCAUCUGCGUCUACUAUCAUCACUGAUAUCAUAUCAUCCGUUGGGUUUAGGAUAGUCACGUGUAUCAUUUUCGCAGUAAUCGUUUAUUACCUGAGAUCAGUUGCUCACGGCCAUAAGCAGCUAACAGAUCAAGAAGGAAAAGAUAGAUUGUUUUACAUGGAAAAGCUGAAAUAUUGGAAGCGAACAUUAAACAUAAAACACGAUAUGGUUUACGAGGGCCUAAGGAAAAGACCAAAAGUGAAUCUAGAGGUAUUUAGGCCCUCCAGUCAGGUGUCAUCAGUCUCGUCUAGGAACUCCAUCAACAACAACAACAAUAGUAAUAAUAAUAAUAAUAGCAAUAAUAAUGCUGGCAAUAAUGGCGAUUAUGAUGUCCCAGAUACGGUGUCGCAACAGCAAUUGCAUCUGCAACGGCCUCAGCAUCGGGCUAUAUACAUGUAUGAACAACAACAACAGCAGCAACAUCAGCAUCAUCAACAACAUCAACAACAACAUCAACAAUCGCUAAACCCAAAUAGUAGAUCAGAUGAAUUGCCAUCGACCUAUGAUCAGCAUGAAGACCUGUCGGAUUACAUCGAUCAGAUCUAUAACCAUCUUGAAGAUGGCGCUAGUAACUAUGGUAGUAGUAAUAAUAAUAAUAACAAAAAUAACAAAAAUAAUAAUAAUAAUGAAAAUAAUAAUAAUAAUGAUGAUGAUGAUGGUGGUGGUGAUGAUGACAAUAAUACUGGCAUCAGUAAUCGUGAGAGCAAUACCGAAAGUAGAUAA